This is a messenger RNA of Vigna umbellata (rice bean), 2385 nucleotides long. Its product is annotated as IAA-amino acid hydrolase ILR1-like 4. Gene Ontology annotation, molecular function: IAA-Ala conjugate hydrolase activity. Lineage: Eukaryota; Viridiplantae; Streptophyta; Magnoliopsida; Fabales; Fabaceae. Gene Ontology annotation, cellular component: endoplasmic reticulum. Gene Ontology annotation, biological process: auxin metabolic process. The record is from RefSeq and is a predicted model, not a curated record.
AGUGGCUGCUAUGUAAAAGUGUUAAGAACCGGUGUAGGUGGUGAGUAUCUGUCAGACGAGUUACAAAAAUUUGGGAGACAGAAGAUAUUGUGCAUGAAGUAACAUCACCUUACACUUCACAACAUAAUUCUGCUGCUGAGAGAAAGAACAUGGUGAGGAGCAUGCUCAAGAGUAAGAAAGUUCCUACUUAUUUGUGGGGUUAAACAGCCUGCCCUGCUGCUUUCAUUCUAAAUAGAAGUUCAACUAAAAGAUUGAGUGGUAAGACGCCAAAAGAGACAUGGACUGGUAUCAAACCGGACUAACUUUAGAGUUUUCGGCUUUAUAUAUUUCUGACAUAUGCCUGAUCAAUUGAGAAGAAAGCUAGGUGAUAAGGGAGAGCAGAUGGUUCUUGUUGGAUAUUGUUCUACUGGUGGUUACAGAUUCGCUAACCCAAGAAAUGAGCCAGUUGUAAUCAAUAGAGAUGUUAUGAUUCAUGAAUUUAAGCUGUGAUUGGAACACAGAAGCUGAGAAGGGAUCACGGGAUGCUAAUAGAUCUUAAAAGUCCUAAUAAACAUGAAACUGACAGAGCUACUGGAUUGAGGAGAUCAACCAGGUCAAGCAUCAGCCUGACAUGACUAUGAAAUGAUGCAAGAUUCUGCUGCUGAUUCAGAAGGAGAAUUGGUGCGCUAUGCACCAUUUUUGAAUCUGAUUCAAUCAGUUCUGAGAAAGUAAUGCAAGAGCCUAAAUGGGUCAAUGCAAUGGAAGUAGAAUUGAGUUCUAUUGAAAAGAAUGAAAGAUGGGAGCUUGUCAUUUGCCUCAUGGAAAGAAACCUAUAGUGUUAAAGUGGGUGUAUAAAGUGCAAGUGAAUCCAAGUGAUGAAGUGGUCAAAUAUAAGGCCAGACUUGAAGCCAAAGAUUUUCUACAAAUGCCAGAAGUUGACCAUGGGGCAGUCUUUGCACAUGUUGCAAUAUUAGAAAGAGUGAGAUUUAUGGAUGCUAUAGCAAAUUUAAGAAAGUGGUCUGUGCAUCAAUUAGAUGUGAAGUUGGUUUUCUUAAAUGUACUACUAGAUGAGGAAGUGUACGUGAUUCAACCUCUAGGCUUUGAGAUAUUGGGACAAGAGAAAGUAUACAAAUUGAGGAAGGCUUUUUUAAGCAAGCCCCAAGGGCUUGCAACAAGAGAAUAGGUAGCAAUCAAGGGGAGAUUCAAGACAUUUUGUUAGCAAGAGAUGAUUAAAGAGUUUGAAAGGAGUGGUCUGAUUUCCUUCGCACUGAAUUUAAUACAACAGAGAAUGGAAAUGGUGGAGUGGGAGCACAAGAGUAAAGUACCAGGAAAGAUGCAUGGUUGUGGUCAUGAUGCUCAUGUGGCUAUGCUUCUCGGUGCUGCGAAGAUUCUUAAACAUCAUGAAAAAGAGAUACAGGGAACUGUAGUUCUUGUUUUCCAACCAGCAGAGGAAGGAGGUGGGGGAGCCAAGAGAAUUGUAGAGGCUGGAACCUUAGAAAAUGUUUCAGCCAUUUUUGGAUUGCAUGUGUCACGUAACUUCCCAUUAGGUGAAGUGGGCUCUAGGUCUGGUCCAAUGUUGGCAGGAAAUGGUUAUUUUGAAGCUAUAAUAAGGGGAAAAGGAGGUCAUGCAGCCAUUCCUCAACAAUCUAUAGACCCUAUAUUGGCAACUUCUAAUGUUAUAAUUAGCUUACAGAAUCUUGUUUCUCGCGAGGCUGACCCUCUGGAUUCCCAGGUUGUGACUGUAGGAAAAUUCCAAGGAGGUAGUGCAUUCAAUAUCAUUCCAGAUUCUGUCACGAUCGGUGGCACCUUCCGAGCUUUUUCAAAAGAAAGCUUCCAGCAAUUAAGACACCGCAUUGAGCAGGUUGUUAUUGCACAAGCUGCUGUGCAGAGGUGCAAUGCAACAGUGAACUUCCUUCAGGAACAGAAUCCUUUCUUUCCCGUAACCAUAAACGAUGGUGACUUGCAUGAACAUUUUCGGAGUGUUGCAGGGAGUUUGCUUGGCGUGAAUAAAGUAAAUAACAUGCAACCAUUGAUGGGAGCUGAAGACUUUUCAUUCUAUCAAGAGGUUAUACCUGGCUACUUUUUCAUGAUUGGAAUGCAGAAUGCCUCACAUGAAAAACUUGAGCAGGUACACUCACCCUACUUCAAAGUCAAUGAAGAUGUUCUUCCUUAUGGAGCUGCACUUCAUGCCUCAUUAGCUGUUAGUUAUCUUCUGAAACAUCCGCAGGACAUAGCCCCUGCAGAGGGGAAAUAUCAUGAUGAAUUGUAACAGAACUUUACUUUUUGUUGGAAAAAAUGACUGUUAGUAGUCACUAAAAUAAUAACAAUAUACAUUUUGUUUCUUGUAGCAAUGACAUUAUGAACUGGUUUGUAAUUAAAUUUUUAUUAAACCUGGUGUUGAGAUUA